AUGGGCAAUUUGAGAAAUGAGAUUUUGGAAGAGGCGCAUGUGGUAGCCUAUGCGAUACACCUUGGAGCCACCAAGAUGUAUCAUGAUUUGAAGGCUGUGUAUUGGUCGUUAGGAUUAAAGAGAUAUGUGGCCAAGAAGUAUGUUUCGGAUCCUUCACAUGUGAUAAGAUAUGAUGAAGUCCAGCUACAAGAUGGACUUAGUUAUGAAGAGCAGCCCAUAGCUAUUCUGGAUCGACAAGUGAAACGACUUCGCUCCAAGAAUAUUUCUAUGGUGAAAGUAUUGUGGCAAAGCCAUGCAGUUAAGGAAGCCGCAUGGGAACUUGAACAGGAAAUGCGAGUGAAAUAA
Molecule: messenger RNA, 345 nt
Organism: Theobroma cacao (cacao)
Lineage: Eukaryota; Viridiplantae; Streptophyta; Magnoliopsida; Malvales; Malvaceae
Source: RefSeq, a predicted model, not a curated record